Molecule: messenger RNA, 2108 nt
Organism: Zootermopsis nevadensis
Lineage: Eukaryota; Metazoa; Arthropoda; Insecta; Blattodea; Termopsidae
Product: serine protease inhibitor 42Dd
Molecular function (GO): serine-type endopeptidase inhibitor activity
Source: RefSeq, a predicted model, not a curated record
CCCCCCUUCCGAAAGAUGACUACAACCCGCCAGCAGUACACUUCUACACUUCCGUCAAGAAGGACCGACAGUGAAAACCGCUCCACAGAACAGACCGACCAAAGGACCCAAGUCUUGUAAUCGUCAUGGAAACAACGUUGUUUCAUAUAACAGGUGCAGUAAUUCUGAGCUUAAUAGUUCAACUAUCGUCAGCCCAGUUCGCUAGCCUCAGAGAAAAAGAUGAAGCAGAGAGUAGAGACCGAUUCAACUUCUUUGACCUAGAACUUCUAAAGUCGCUGGCCACUUCUCAGCAGGGCAACUUGCUGUUCUCACCAGCCAGUGUGAAGGGUUCAUUAUCAAUGGUUCUGGAAGGUGCAAGGGGAAAAUCAGCCAAGGAGUUGAAAGAGGCUCUCAGACUUCCAGAAGACGAGAGAGCUGUAUGGGCACAUUUCAGCAAUUUUCUCAACUCCUUGCAGGUAAAUAAUCCAUCUAACAGAGUGGAGGCAGCAAACCAGAUAUUCUUUUCCCACACCAUCACUCCACAGCAGCAAUAUGAAGGUAUACUCAAGAAACAUUACAUGACCGAAAUUGAGAAGGUGGACUUCACUUCACCUGUUUAUGCAGCGGAGUUAAUUAACACAUGGGUCAACAUGCACACACAUGGACAGAUACCGUCUCUAGUAGACCCAGGCAGCCUCUCAGCAAAUACUAAGCUAAUGCUUGUCAAUGCACUAUACUUCAAAGGAAAAUGGAAGUAUGCAUUUGACUUCGACAAGACAUCAGUGAAGUGCUUCUAUGUGGAUGUGAACCAGUGCCUGGACUCAUAUUUCAUGGAGAGUGUUAAAGUCUAUAAUUAUGCCUAUAUUAACAACCUCCACGCACAUGCAGUUGAAUUGCCUUAUGAGGGUAACAAGUUCUCACUGCUGCUUCUGCUACCAAACAAACCAAAUACAGCCCACCAACUGGUUCGUGACCUGACCCAUGUUUCACUUCAUAACAUUGUGUCUUCUCUAGACGCCACUGAGAUCUUGGUCUCAGUGCCACGGUUCAGUAUAGACUACAGUACUGACCUUAUUCACAAGCUUAUUGAGCUGGGGAUUCAAGAUAUAUUUUCUACAAAUGCUAAUCUGACUGGUAUGGUUCAAUGGGGAAGCCAUAAUUUUCAUAUUUCAAACAUCUUUCACAAAGCUAAGAUUGAAAUUAAUGAAGAAGGGACUGUAGCUGCUGCAGCCACAGGUACCCUGAUUGUCCCUUUAAUAAGUAUGAGUCUACCAAAACUGAUCUUCAACCACCCAUUUCUGUUCUUCCUCCGAAACACUGAAACGGGGGACGUUCUGUUUGCCGGCCGCAUGUCACAACCUGAAGCAGCCAGACAACCUGUUGUGGGAUCACUAAGUGAAUCCGAGCUGUCUGAACUAACUCAGAGCAUUUUCACUUCAAAACCAGCCACAGGAGCAGAAGUCCCAGUCAGCAACACCAACCAAGCAUCAGUUCCUGCUGGCGGUACAUUCAACACCAACUCAAAACCCCCUGUCCCUCAAAUACAACCUACCAUCAGAAACCAUUAUUCAUAUCCAAAUAAUGUAAACAAUGGAAAUAACUUUCCUUCAUCAGCUUCUUCCCAGACUUAUCGAAGUUCUCUCCAACCACGUUCAGCAAAUAACAACCCAUCUCAAUCAAACACUGCACAGUAUAAACCAUACGGCAACAGUGAAAUAUACCAUGCUUCUAAUCCUGACACAGUUGGCGUACAAUAUGCUCACGCUCCUGUACAGUUUUCAUCAGUAUCUGGAAGCUACGCAUCCUCCACGAACAGUGCACAAUAUCCGUCAGACGUGAACAAAACCCCACAAACUGGUGUAAGAAACAUAAAUCAGAGCUACAACGACAGAAUCCACUUCUCACCAUAAGAACUGUACAUUAAAAUAUUAGUGAGCAUUAAUUUUACUCCCAUUUCAGAAUCACAUUUCACCUCUUUUUGCUUCAUUAUGUGAUAUAAUGAUUGGAUCAUUACUGUAAUUUCAAAGCAGAUGUGGGAAAAUUUCUGUGCUGCAAUGGAUACCUGUUUUAGUAAAUAACUGAUAUGCAUGUGUUCUUAUUUAAAAAUAAACAUUUAAAUUUACACAGAA